AGCAACGCCAACAGGCUACUUGAUUCUUGUUCGGCUUCCGAUGUCCGGAUCAUCUUCUGUUUUACUCUUUUUCAGCAGUCUUGCCCGACAGACCAUUUCCAUUUGAGCGCAUAAAGCAUUCAUCACCAAUGGUUUAGUAUUGUCGACACUUCUAUUUCGAACCCUUCAGCAUCUUCUUCUUCUAGGAAGGUCCAAAAUCAAAAGACAUCGACGCAACCAGGACUAUGUCGCCGCACUGCAACUGCAAGAGCUGCAGCGCAAAAAUGUCGCUGGGCGCGAGGAGCCGCGGUGGAAAGAUUGCAUCUGUGGCAGUUGGUUCUGCUGCGUUACUCCACCAAGAUAAUCUCCUUCCGGUACACCCUGGCAUGAAAAUACUACAAGUAGAUGCAGCUUCUGCGCAUGAAGAUUUUUCUACCACCCCGGCCAAGAACAGCAAGAAGCAAAAAACGCUUCUCGCCAAGAAAAAUAAUAUCUCCUCCGCGUCCAGCACGACCACGAAGAUCACGACAACCUGGAGCAGACUGAAAGCGAGCUUUUUGGCGAAGAAAGUACAAAAGCACAAGCAGCGUUGCAGCGGCGAGGACGAAGAUCAUAGCGCGACACGCGGCACCACAGGAGGAGCCUCUACUAGCACCACCGUGGCGAAAGUGGCGCCCCCGAUUUUCGACGCGCCUCCUUCUUUGUACUACUCCAGCAAUCUCGCGUGCACGGCCGCGGACGGCGGGGACACGCGGAAGUGCACGCCGAAGGGCAACAUCCAGUGCCACCAGGGGACGACCGAGGGGGCGUGGUGCGACGAGAGUGAAAAGGCGUCGUGCAACGAAAUGGGCGCCGCGUCCGACCGGGCAACGGACGCCGACUCGGCCGACACGGGCUUCGGCUUCAUGUGCCCGCACAUGAUGAUCGGCAGCUCCGAGUUGAUCGCGGCGGCGCAGGCGGACGGGCUGGACCCGAGCGUGCACGCCUAUGGCGUUGCGACCUUCGACAAACUGAAGUGCGGGCAGUGCAUCGAAGUGCGGAACCGGUUGGCCGGCCAGGAGCCGCGCACCAUCAACGCCCUGAAGCGCGCGCCCGUUCUCACGGUCCAGAUUUUCAACUCGGUGGCGGAGGCGGUGGACAUUUACAUGAGUGUUGGGGGCCUUGGCGCCCACAACGGCUGCCACGCGGUGGGGGGCUACACCCAGAAGGCCUCGCAGUACCACGCCUACCCCGUGGGGGCGAACCAGGAGUGGCUGCAGUAUCUGCACGAACACCACGGCUACAAGGAAGCGAACGUCGAUCUUCAGCCCACGGUGAUGGACGCCGUCAUCGCCAAUCAGGGGGGCAUCCGGGGCGGCAGGUCCUACGCCGAGUGCGCGGACGCGGCCCUGCAGAGCGGGAAGGAUUGGAACCACGUGCUGAACCAGUGCUGCCCGGACGGCAACGGCUGCAACGGGGGCGGGGGCAUCUGCAUCCGCGACAAGGCCGCCUGCGACGUCAUGUUUCAGGGGAAAAGCGUAUCAAAUGUAAAAAUGUCUGGGUCUGGAAGAAUCCAAACUUGUGAUGCUGCAUUUGGAUUCCAAAAAAAUCUGUAUUGCAUGACCAGCAAAGGGAAUGCAAUUUUGGCUACGCGGAGAGGGCGUUUGUCAUGCGGAAUAGGUAUCACGAAGCCCUCAAAAAGUCUGUGAUGCUAGGGCAUGCAUCACAGACAUCAUGGCCCAUGCAAAACUAGGGCAGAUCACAAUACAGGGCCACCCUCGUUUUCACCUCCAGGGGGGGCGCGGGGACCUCGCUUGCCAUCUAGCUUGUUUCCACGCAUGAGUUUUUGCAUGUUCCAAGUCCUAGGACUUUCAUGGGCUCACGCACAUCCGAGAUCGGGGGGGUAGGAGGGGGUCUCCAAGCCAAAAAAAAACCUCCCGAGCGGAAAUAGGGAAUUAUAAGGUGCAAAACGUGCAUGACAAGUCUCAGAAUCUUCCAGACCCAGACAUUUUUACAUUUGAUAAAGCGACCACACGCACCUGAAAGCGUUGGAAUCCUGCCGGUGGACCUUCGACCACGACCUGCAUUGGAACCGCCCCAUUCAGUACGCUCGCGACAUGACUUGCGCUUGCCAAGGAGUUGUUUUGGACGCGUAGAAGUAUCACUUUCUCAAGUAUAGUUUGCAUUCAUUUAUUCUUUUUUUUUAUUUCGUAGUGUGAGCGUGAGGGUAGCGUUACCGUUAGUGUCACCAGUACUCACAACUUCCAGCGAACCAGCAGGAGCAUAAAACAUGCUAAUUCUAUGUGGGGGGGCAGCUCACACUUGUAUGAAGACGCCUAUAGCUUUUGCAGCAACGCCAACAACUACCUAGCGAUCGCAGGCUUCUUGUCUAGACUUGCAUACCGUGUACCGCAUCGUCCCCUGUCCGGCGUCCCUCGUGCGGGUGACCGGCUUGAUGCCGUCCCACAGUCCGCCCAUGCCCGCUGGACCAGAAGAUGGGUGGCAGGACUCGAGAACGACCACGAUGGAGGACUGCUCGCUUCCCACCUGCUCCAGGUCUCCAAACACCAACAACACGCCCGACCCGCCAGGCUACCAGAAGUGGCACAACGCGAUGUACAGCUGCGACGUUUUCGGCGAAGUGCUGACCAUGAAAAACCGGAAAACCAAUCUCGACACCUGCGUGGACACCAGUGACGCGUUUUCCGCAUGAGGAUGUGGAGAGGUAGCUUGUUUUCUAUCUGUGAGCAGUUUUGAAUUCAUUUGUGAAUGUACCAGUUUCAGUUUCAUCACCUGCAUCAUCACUUUUUCAUCUUGUAUCGAUCUGUGUCUCGCUUCCCAUAAUACGAGAAAAUGAACAAUCUUCGACGAGGUGAAAAUUUCUACACCUCGCAAAAGAAUGCGAAAAUGAAAAAACUACAUCCAGUUUGACAAAGCUAGCACAUGUUGAAUAUCAAUACUUCGAUUUCCAUUCCAUGGCAUCAAUGGGAACCUGGGUUCGGUUGUUGCCCAUGCUUACCAUCACACAAUCAUCUGCAGUCUCAAGCUACUAGUAUCGCAAUCAUUUUUAACGCAAUAAUUUUUUCGAAUCUGUGUACUACUACUAACCGAAAAGAGCGACCACAAGAGCUAUCGGCCCCCAGUAAAUUGCAGCGCCGUCGUCCCACGUUUAACUACAUUCGGAUUCGGUCGUCAGCAUCGCAAUAACUUCCAUUUCCAUCAAUGACGGAACUUGUUCUUUCAGCCAUUCACUAUCGGUGUUUCACAAGAAAUAUUGUGACACGCAAGCCCCCCGCAAAGUUUGCUCUUGAAUGAUUUAGUUCGAUUAUGAUUUCCUGUAUCGUCGCGAGCAGACGCAGAUGCAGCUCCGAGACGCCG
Amoebophrya sp. A120 is the source of this 3336-nucleotide messenger RNA. Lineage: Eukaryota; Dinophyceae; Syndiniales; Amoebophryaceae. The record is from the annotation of a GenBank genome assembly.